This is a messenger RNA of Pseudomassariella vexata, 1008 nucleotides long. RefSeq lists its product as uncharacterized. Bases 1 to 1008 code for a protein of 335 amino acids. Lineage: Eukaryota; Fungi; Ascomycota; Sordariomycetes; Amphisphaeriales; Pseudomassariaceae. Gene Ontology annotation, molecular function: oxidoreductase activity, acting on the CH-OH group of donors, NAD or NADP as acceptor. The record is from RefSeq and is a predicted model, not a curated record. The transcript has a single exon.
AUGGGUAUGCUCGAUAACAAAGACCUCGUCCUGGCCAAGGGCUCCCAGAUCCUAGUUACAGGAUCCAAUGGAUACGUCGCCAGCAACAUUGUCCGAGAAGCGCUGGACGCUGGCUACAAGGUGCGGGGCACAUGCCGCUCCCAGGACAAAGUAACCAGGACGAAGCAGACGUUCAACCAUCCCGACUACGCCGGAGUUGUGGUUGAGAAUCUGGCAGAUGAAAAUGCAUUCGACGAAGCCGUCAAAGGAGCUGACGCCAUCAUCCACUGCGCUACUAUAUUCUCGCUUGACCCGAACCCCCACAACGUUGUCCUGCCUGUCGUAAAUGGUGUCAUCGGAAUUCUUAAUGCGGCUCUCAAAGAACCAUCCGUCAGCCGCUUCGUCUACACCAGCUCGUGCAGCGCCUGUACCUCGUCGAAGCCGAACACCAAAUUGAAGAUCGAUCGAAGCACGUGGAACACCGAGCUCGAGAAGUACGCCGACCUGCCGCCCCCCUACACACCGGACAUAGCCCCCCAUGUUUACGCUCUCAGCAAGAUGCGAGCCGAGACGGCCGUCUGGAACUUCGUCAAGGAGAAAAAGCCCCAUUUCGUCGUUAAUAGCAUCGUCCCAAGUUACAACGUUGGGCGGAUCAUCGAUAGUCCCGGUCUCUCGGGGCAGCUGGUCAUUGAUAUCUACCAGGGGAAGAUGCCCUGGUAUACCGACUCGGAGCAUGUUAUCAACGUGGUUGACUGUGCGAGACUGCAUGUUGCGGCCACCAUUGAUGGUUCGGUGGUCAAUGAGCGGGUUCUGGCCUUUCAUGAGCCGUUCAAUUGGAACGAUGUCAUCGAGGUCAUCAGGGAGUUGAAGCCGGAUGCAAAGGUCGUUGAUAUUAUGCCGGAUCUGCCGAGGGUUCUGAGCGAGGUUGAUAAUGCGCUGGGGGCAGAGCUUCUGAGGAAGUGGUGGGGCCAGAAGGGGUAUACUGGCCUGAAGGAGAGUAUUAGGCAGAAUAUUGAGGGCUUGGCUUGA